CUAACAUUGGUGCCAGGAUUUCACAUCCAGAAAGGUGUGUAAGAAGUAAAGCACGCUUAUCUUUUAAUCUGCAUUUUAUAAAUUCUCUCUCUCUCUUAUUGCAGAGCAUUAGAUUAUUGUGUGUGUGUGGGGGGGAGGUUUAUCAUCCUGGCGUCUUUCAGCAUUCUUCACAAAGUCUUAUGUAGGUCAGGCCUGUCUUAAACAAGAUUUCCUGAACCUGUGUCAGAUUAAGCUGAAGGAAUUUUAAUAAACCCUCCCAUGUAGGCGUAGGCCUAAGCGAGACUAACCUAGUUAAGCCUGAUUUUGUUGUGUUUGUGUGUCUGUGGGGGGAAAAAGAGCUGUGCAGAGCUCAAGGCUGAAUGGUGGCUCCAGGAACUGGCUGCUAAUAAAAGGAGAACUGGAAAAUGACGGGGAAAGCUCGCUCGUCUAAUUUUACAGUGUUUGAAAAGCUCGAUUUGCUGAAUCUGGUGAAGCCAUACAUAGGGGUGCUAGAGGAGCACACCAACAAACACUCAGUCAUCAUAGAAAAAAACAACUGUUGGGAGAUCAUCACCGAAAAGUACAACGCCAUGGGGACGGGGCGGCCGCCGCGCACGCCGCAGGGUUUACGCACGCUGUACAAGAGGCUGAAGGAGUACGGCAAGCAGGAGCUGAUGCAGUGCAAGACAUCUCAGGCUGACUACCAGACGACUGUGUCAGAGGCCACAAAGAAACUUGUCCAGAUCAUCCCACAAUUUGGAGGCUUGUGCUUUGGGCGAGACAUCAGCAUAGUGCAAAGUGAUCCAGUUUCUUCAGAGGAGAAUAUGGGAUUAAGCUCACAGUCACUGCCUUUACAAGAGCAACAUGCUUCUGUUACAGUUCAGCUAGAGCCAGAGGAGGAAGAUGUGAAACCACCUCCAUCUUUGCUCAUAGAGCCUCCACCUUCCACUGAGAUCGAAGAACCUGAGGAUCAGCCGUUUCAGCAUACACUAGAGGGAUCAUUAUCUCCUUCCCUUUCCUCUGUGGACAUGAGGUUAUCAAUAUCUCCCCCAGUCCCAAGGAUAGAGGAAUGCUUCAGUCACACUGGGGAACGUUUAAGAUCAACCUGUGGCUGCAGUCCUGAGACCCUGCAAAUGGUGAAGAAAGAACAUGAAAUCGUUCUGAGCAAUCAGAGACAAUACGGGCUUUAUAUCAAGGAGAAGAGGGAAGGCUUGAAGAGAAGGCAACACCUAGAAGAGGAGCUAUUAAAGGCAAAAAUCAAGGUGGAAAAAUUAAAGGCAUUGAAACUGCGACAUGAUCUGCCUGAAUACAGCAAUCUAUAAAACUUUUUUUGUUGAAGGUUUUUUUUUUUUAAUUAUUGUUUUAAUUAUUUGUUGUUUACAAAAGAGACAAAUGGUUUUUUUUUUGCAAAUAUUGUUUACAUCUAUGGAUACUUAUACUGACUGGAAUAUUGGUUAAAUGCAUUCAUAUGUUGGCUUUCAUUCUAUGAUGAAGUACAAUGAUAAUGUAACACGGGGCUGUAACCUGGUCUGCUGAAAAACUCAGGCAGAGAAUUGACCCCUAUGCUGAAAUCAGCCCCUCACCUUGGCUGCAUCAUCCUGGGUGCAGGCAAAAGGAGUGGAUUUCAGCACCAAAAUGCAAGAGUUUCAGCCCUGUGUGACAUUAGCCACAUGGAGGCUCAGGGACAACUGUACUGGUCAAAAUAACCUUCUUCAGAUGAAAACUACCUAUGGCAGAUACAGACACUAUCAUUUGGGGAUCACUCAAGAAGACCUUCUUCCUGAGAGCACUGUAACAGUAACAGUUUACUUUCUCCCAAUCGCAAGUGCUUGAGCACUUAGAGACAUAAGAGCACAGCCCUUAGAGUGGUGGCAGACGGGGAGAUUAGUCUCCCGGUGACAAAUAUUUGCUACUGUGUGCAACUAAUCUCACCGAAAUGCAUUCCCACUGGCGAGAAUUGAAUCACCGCCAGGAUGGCAUAUGAAUCACUUCAGAAAUUUCCGAAUUUGCCUGAAGUUUCCUUGCAAGGCAACUUCGGAAAACCGAAGAGAUCUGUAUGCCAUCCCGCUGGCGAUUUGUAUUCUUGUGAACGGGAAGGCAUUUUGGGGAGAUUAGGCGCACGCAGUAGCAAAUAUAUUUCCCCGAAAUGCCUUCCUGCUUGCAAGAAUACGAAUCGCCGGCAGGGUGGCAUACAGAAGGAAACUUCGGGCAACUUCAGAAAUCCGAAGUGAUUCGUUUGCCAUCCCGUCGGUGAUUUGUAUUCUUGUCAGCGGCCAUCCCGCCGGUAGGGUUGCCAUCUUUUCUGGAAAUAUCGGUCUUCCUAUAUUCUUGCCGUUUUUUCCUAUUAAUAACAUUGGCAUCAAGCAUAAUUUAUACCAGCCAGGCCGGCAAAAUACCGGCCAGAUGA
Xenopus laevis (African clawed frog) is the source of this 2386-nucleotide messenger RNA. RefSeq names its product fibrinogen silencer-binding protein (gene rad54b.S). NCBI's taxonomy places the organism in Eukaryota, Metazoa, Chordata, Amphibia, Anura, Pipidae. The record is from RefSeq and is a predicted model, not a curated record. The transcript has 2 exons. The coding region runs from base 405 to 1301 and encodes 298 amino acids.